This is a messenger RNA of Pomacea canaliculata, 1150 nucleotides long. RefSeq names its product E3 SUMO-protein ligase NSE2-like. The transcript is spliced from 6 exons. Gene Ontology annotation, molecular function: ubiquitin-protein transferase activity; zinc ion binding; SUMO ligase activity. Gene Ontology annotation, biological process: double-strand break repair via homologous recombination; protein sumoylation; protein ubiquitination. NCBI's taxonomy places the organism in Eukaryota, Metazoa, Mollusca, Gastropoda, Architaenioglossa, Ampullariidae. Gene Ontology annotation, cellular component: nucleus; Smc5-Smc6 complex. The record is from RefSeq and is a predicted model, not a curated record. The coding region runs from base 148 to 834 and encodes 228 amino acids.
GUAAAAAAGACAAGAAGCAAACAAAACGGCGCGGAUAUACUUCGCGAUUUACAAGUGAUGAGUUGAUUGCAAGUGUAGUUGAUUUAAUGUGUUCCUAGAAUUUAUUCGUACACGGCAUAGCAAAUAAGAGGUGUUGUUUAAACAUAAAUGGCUUCAAGCAGCGUGCCAGCUAACUUCAGAGGUGUUGAGCAAUCGCUCAACAUCAUGAGACAAGUAAAAUCGUAUUUUAGUGUAGGCAUGGAGAAUGUUUUAGAAGUUGCGACUGACAUGGCAGACUAUUCAAAAGCAGCAGAAGACAGUCAGGUACAAAGAGUCCGCGAGAUCAUGCUCAGUUAUGUCAAGAUGGAGAGAGACUUGGAAAACUUCAUGACAGCGGUGUCCAGGGUUAUGGAAGAGGGUGGAAGGGGUGCAUCAGAUCUUGAGGCCUUGUUGGAUGAAAAACUUGAGCAGCUCAGUCAAAAAAAUGACGACCGAGUUCUUAGUCAGCAUGAGAAGGUGCUAGAAUUUGAACAGAAGAUUUUGGAUAGCCAGAACCCAGGUAAUGUACCCACUGCAGUAGGAUCCAGUGCUUCUAUGCAAGAGGAUGACAUAGAAAUGACACAAGCAAUGGUGAACACAAAGUGCCCAUACACAGGUCAAGAGAUGGUGGAUCCUGUGCGCAAUAAAAUAUGCAAACACACUUAUGACAAAGUGGGUAUUCUGGAAUAUAUUAAACGUCGAGGAAGAAAGGCCAGGUGCCCAGUAAGUGGCUGCAGUAACUCUCAGGCUAUUACUUCAGCAGACCUUGAGGAGAACAGAGAGAUGCGUCGACACAUCCAAAAUCUUAAGCGAUAAGUGGCCAUCAGAGAUGUGUCGCAUCCUGGUUGUUAGCUUCACUGUGAAAGAUGAGAGCUGUGAGAGUUCAUAUGCAGGAGUUUGGUGGGUGGGUGUGGGGAGAGGAGUGCGUGUGUGAUAGAAAUUGUGUGUUGGUCUUAGCUUUCAUUACUUUGAUAUUCUUAUGUAAUGACUGCAUAUUGCAUUAGAGCGUUAAAGAACAUCUAUUAAAAAUGAAACACACUGUAAGCUGUUGUUUUAUGUAUGAUGCAUAUCAUGCAUGUUUGUCAAACAUAGGAGCCUUAUUUUGUUAUAAAACAAUAAAAACCAAACAAAA